This is a messenger RNA of Entrophospora candida, 372 nucleotides long. The record is from the annotation of a GenBank genome assembly. NCBI's taxonomy places the organism in Eukaryota, Fungi, Glomeromycota, Glomeromycetes, Entrophosporales, Entrophosporaceae.
AUGGAUAAGUAUAAAACAUCAUCAAGACGUAUUUAUCAGAUUUGGAGAGGUGAAGAAACUAAAAGAGUUGCUUGGGAUCAACCAAUACCUCAAUUCUAUAAUGAAAAUGAUUUGAAUCAAGAUAGUUGUGAAACUAUUAUGAAUAAGAAUACUCCUCAUAUAAAAUCUCAAAAAAGAAGACCGAAAUCAAAACCUACUCAAAUAUCUUCUCCCCUUAUUUCUGAAAAUAUAGAUCAUAUAAAUUCAGCAGAAUCUCGGAGUGAUAUUUCUUCUGCAUAUAUUUCAGAUGCGCACGAGUCAUUUAGAAGAGAAGUAGAAGGUGCUGAAAAAAUAUUAUUAAAAGCUGGACAUAAAAAACCACCUACCUUGUGA